Messenger RNA from Raphanus sativus (radish), 1632 nucleotides. RefSeq lists its product as uncharacterized. The record is from RefSeq and is a predicted model, not a curated record. Gene Ontology annotation, molecular function: nucleotidase activity. The transcript has 10 exons. NCBI's taxonomy places the organism in Eukaryota, Viridiplantae, Streptophyta, Magnoliopsida, Brassicales, Brassicaceae. Bases 152 to 1294 code for a protein of 380 amino acids.
AUAACAGUUCACAAGUAAUCUCUCUCUCUCUCCCCCCACCAAUUAAAGCUUCUCUCUUUCUUCCGUUAGACCCGCUCUCUCUCCAACUUUCUUCUUCUCCACAGACCCACAUCAUCUGCUUCUCUUCUUCCUCUCUCUUUCUAUCUACACGAUGACCUCCAAGAACAACGGCUUGUCAGCCGCGCUCGUCUCGAAUCUCCAGGACGUUCUCUCCAAGAGAAAAGGAGUAAACGAGGAGCCUCCUCCGUCUACUUCUGACUCCGUUGAUGUUGCUGCGGCCAAGGAGGAGAUCGAUGACUCAGACUCAGACUCAAGACCCAUCGUUCUAGUCACCAACGGAGAUGGGAUUGAUUCGGUUGGACUCGUCUCUCUCGUUGAGGCUUUGGUUAACGAAGGCCUAUACAACGUCCACGUCUGUGCUCCUCAAACGGAUAAAUCGGUUUCGUCUCAUUCUAUGACUCCUGGAGAAACCAUUGCUGCGAGUUCUGUUACUAUCAAAGGUGCCACGGCCUUUGAAGUUUCAGGGACUCCUGUGGACUGCAUCUCAUUAGGAUUAUCCGGAGCCCUUUUCGCUUGGUCAAAACCAAUACUGGUAAUUAGUGGAAUCAAUCAGGGAUCAAGCUGUGGGCACCAAAUGUUCUAUUCUGGCGCAGUGGCUGGAGCCAGGGAAGCUUUGAUUUCUGGAGUACCCUCUUUGUGUAUAUCAUUGAACUGGAAGAAAGAUGAAAGCAAAGAAAGUGACUUUAAGGACGCUGUUGGUGUCUGUCUACCUUUGAUAAACGCCACAAUCAGAGACAUUGAGAAAGGAGUUUUCCCUAAAGACUGCUCUCUCAACAUAGAAAUUCCCACAUCACCCUCAUCAAACAAGGGUUUUAAGGUAACAAAACAAAGCAUGUGGAAGAAGAGUCCUAGCUGGCAAGCCGUUUCAGCUAACCGUCACCCUGGCGCUGGGAAUUUCAUGUCCAACCAACAAAGCCUAGGAGCUCAACUUGCCCAGCUUGGGAGAGAUGCUUCUGCUGCUGGAGCGGCUCGUCGUUUCACCACACAGAAGAAGAGUAUUGUGGAGAUUGAAUCUGUUGGAGUUGCUGCUAAAACUGAUAGCCGUGUUAAGAAAUACUUCCGCCUAGAGUUUGUGGCUAAAGAACAAGAACAUACGGAUGAAGAUAUGGAUAUCAAGGCUCUGGAAGAUGGUUUUGUCUCUGUGACUCCUAUGUCUCUACUUCCAAGUUUGGAUUCAGAAACUGAAGCAGCAGCAUCAGAAUGGAUCUCCAAAGCCCUUAACUCUGAUCAAUGAAACAGGUCCUUCUAGUAAAUUAUGUUACCAAAUCUGGUAACUCAGAUUCUGCAUUUGUUUGUCGUUUUAACCCUUUUUGUUUAUUCUAUUUAUUCAAAAUCUCCCUACAAGUCUCUUGGGUUGCCUUUUUUGGCCUGUUUGUUUGUUUGUUUGUUUGUUUGUCAGUAGUUGUUUGGGAACGCUUACCUUUGUAAUUGAAAAAGGAUUGGUCUACUUUGACUCUGUUCCAAAUUCAUACAACAACCCUUGUAUUAGUAUUUGUUUUGAUUGAGAAGAAGGGUCCUAAACUCCCCUGGAUGGUACUAUUUGCUUUAGCUGAAACAUGUUUCAUGUAACUA